This is a messenger RNA of Pecten maximus, 2451 nucleotides long. RefSeq lists its product as uncharacterized. The coding region runs from base 16 to 1623 and encodes 535 amino acids. Lineage: Eukaryota; Metazoa; Mollusca; Bivalvia; Pectinida; Pectinidae. The transcript has 8 exons. The record is from RefSeq and is a predicted model, not a curated record.
UCCAUCCAACAUAAAAUGGAGUCAAUGUCCGGGAGAACAUCAGUAGAUCUGGUAUCGACCAUGGAUAACUUGACAGACAUCAUCUGGGUGUUUUUAAUGAGUGGACUCACCAGAGGCCUCCAAAUUACAGGGACUGAUCUUCGAUCUGGAAAAGUUCUGACGCGAUGCGUAACACGACAUGCCGACUAUAUGAAUAUCACCUGUCCGAACCGUUACGUCAUGCUGGCUCCAAAAAUCUUAGCUGGGUAUUCAGAUAAACAGACGUGCUUAUAUAACAGAAGAGAUUGUCUCGGGAUAUCUUCCUCAUUGAGCAAGGAAAGUCAGGCAUGCGCAAACCAGGAGACUUGUACUAUCAAAUUACGAAGAGUUCUGGAGACACUUGUUCCAUUUCCUGGACAAAGAAAAAUAUGCAAAGGAAAACCCCUAACCUAUGUGUCCGUGAUACUUCCUGUCUGCGUUCCUAAAUAUGCCAUUCACGCCAUGUGCCUUGGGAGGGAAGCAUCUCCUAUUCUCUCCAGUAGUGGUGUUAUAGAUAGUUCCUACAUCCAUGGACUAGCUCGUAACAUGCCAUGCAUUAGACGGUUUGGGAGUACAGGUGACAUAGUUAGGUUAACUCUCAACUUCUUGGACAUUCAAGUUGGGAGUAAAAAUCGACCUAAAAUCAUAUGGACAUCUGAAAAAGGAAAAUUAAGAAAGAGGUCAUUUCAAAAACAGUCUACAUUUUCCGAAAAAGGAUCAAAAUUUGAGAUUGAAUGGCGCCCAAAUAAUACUGGAGCAUCAGAACAAGGCUUCAUAUUAUCAUAUGAUGUGAAACUGAUCGGACAAAAACAACUCCGUCUAGCAAAUGAUCAGCCUUUGCGGAAUCCAACACGUGCUGUUGUACAAGCGACAUUGGAAAAUAAGAUGACGAGGAAUAAACUGAAAUCGAUAAUGAUGUCAUGCCCACGUGGUGAGGUAAUCUAUUCCCCGGAUGUCAAUGUCACCAGUAGUGAAUACCCCGGAUGCAUGGGACUUUCUCCGAACCUUCUUGUGCAGCGCAAUGAAUGUUUUUGGCGUAGAAAUUGUACAAUUAAAUGGGGUGGACCAGCAUACCUCACAAUGACACCAUCUCCUCGCUGUUUUGGCCGCAGUGGUGAUAACUUGAGAAGUGGAAACCAUCAAUGUAUAAAAGAAGAUAACAUUUUCGAUAUUUGCGACACCAAAUCAUCAAGAAGAUUAAAAUCGGCUAUGAUCCGAAGUCACGAGAAGUACCCAUGGCACUACAAAGGAGAAAACAAAAAAUGUCGUCUGCGAAUAAGAAUAGGGCGGAACCGCAAACUGAAACUGAAAGUAGACGAUGUGGACAUAGAUGACGAGAGAGAUAGCUUCGUCAUCAAACAUAUCAGAAGAGGUCGAAAACCGAAUACCAUAUUCAGCGGCAAUGGCGGAAAUAUGUUUGUAACUUUGCGAGGGGGUGCCGUGGAAAUUACACUGUCAAUCAAACGUCGAACUAAGUCCGGGUCAGGAUUUGCACUACAUUAUGAACGUGUACCUAAAUAUAGGAAGAAAGCCAGACGAGGAAAGAGUAAUAAAAGACGUUCGCAUGGAAUGGCGAAUAACCAGCUCAGUGAUAUGACGAAAUGAGAUACCAUAAAUGACUUCUCAUUUUACACUGCAGCAGCAAAAUUAACGCCAAUUUAUCUGAAAGUGUUUGACUUUCAGUAGUUGUAUGGAUUACAAAAUAACUGCAUUCAUAAGAACAAGAGUUCAAAUCAUUGUGACUUUGGCCUUUAAUUACCUCUAGAUCUGACACCGGCUCUGACAAUAUGUGGCCGUGAAACAGAGAGAAUGCAUUAUGUGUUCCAAGGUUGUCGUUAGCAUACACUUCUGGGAAAUAUUUACAUCAGAAUAAUUUCCUGUAUAUAACCUCAACUAAUGGUUGUAAAUAUGUAUAGUACCUGUGUUGUGUAGCAUUUAUGGCAGCAUGAACUCACACCGGCUACGUCAAAUACAUAUAUAUUUAAUCCGAAACGUCUGUACUUGUACAUGUGUAUAGCAGUCAUGCAAGAGACUAUCACACCGGUAUUUUACAAUAUAUUUGUUCACAUUUGUGAACGCCAUUCUCAGGAUAAUAGACAGAUUCAGCUAUAACCGGUAGUAGGCUCACAUAAAUGUGCUCUUGUAUUAUAUCUUGUACAUUGAAUAACAUGCAUAUUUAUAAGUGAUUUUUUGCUUAUUAAGAAAUCAAGUUUAUUGAUAGACAUACAAUGUACUGUGAUAUUUACACAGAAUGGCAAAAUUGCAUUUAACACUUGUACCUGAGAAUGUUAUUAAUAAAACAUGCAUUAUUACUUUGUUUUAAAUCAGAAAAUGUUCUGAUUAUCUUCUUUUGUUAUUGUCAAAGGACCUGCCGACUAGUAUGUCUCCUAUCUUUUGUACAAUGAUGCAAUAAAAUAUAACUUUUCUACUCAG